Messenger RNA from Closterium sp. NIES-67, 1947 nucleotides. Lineage: Eukaryota; Viridiplantae; Streptophyta; Zygnematophyceae; Desmidiales; Closteriaceae. The record is from the annotation of a GenBank genome assembly.
GGGACCUCUCGCACCCUAAGCGAGAAUCAUGCCACUAGACCAAACACCCACGUUUCGGAGGUGAAAGUAAUUAAUUUUAGCUAUUGUUUUAUAAAGAGACGACCUUCUCCAUUCUCAUGACAAGGUUACUUUUGGCGACAAUGGCGCCUGUCGACUCGUCCUUAGACGUGAAACGUUCAGAAGAGAUUAAGGAGGCAGCUAAUCGUGCGUUUCAAGAGCACAAGUUCCUGCACGCCGUGGACCUCUACACGGACGCCAUCCAGCUCAAUGAGUCCAACGCCAUCCUCUGGGCCAACCGUGCGUUCGCCCACACCAAGAUCGAGGAGUAUGGCAGCGCCGUGGAGGACGCAGCUAAGGCCAUCGAGCUCAACCCGUCGUAUGUCAAGGGUUACUAUCGGAGAGGUACAGCACACCUGGCAAUGGGCAAGUUUAAGGACGCCCUUAAAGAUUUCAAACAGGCAGCAAAGAUCGCCCCAAGAGACCCAGACGCGCGCAAGAAGCUGAGGGAGUGUGAGAAGGCGGUGAGGGAGGAGGCAUUUCAGAAUGCCAUAGCCAGCCCGGACAGUGGGCCCGUGGGGUUCAGGGACUUUGGUGUCGAUGUCAGCAGCAUAGACGUGGAGGCGACGUACGACGGUCCGCGCAUGGAGGGUGAGGAAGUGACGCUGCCCUUUGUUCAAAAGAUGAUGGAUGCUUUCAAGAACCAGAAGAAGCUGCACAGAAGAUACGCGUACCAGAUCCUCUUUCAGAUUCGGGAGCAGCUGCGGGCGCUGCCGUCACUUGUGGACGUUCAAGUGCCCGACGGGCAACACAUUACAGUCUGCGGAGACAUUCACGGGCAGUACUACGACCUGCUCAACAUCUUUGAGCUCAACGGCCUCCCUUCAGACACCAACCCGUACCUGUUCAACGGGGACUUUGUGGACCGGGGGAGCUUCUCAGUGGAGUGCAUCUUCACGCUCUUCGCCUUCAAGUGCCUCUACCCCACCGGCAUCUUCCUAGCCAGGGGCAACCACGAGUCGAGGAGCAUGAACCGCAUCUACGGCUUCGACGGCGAGGUCAAGGCCAAGUUCGGCGAGCCGGUGGUGGAGCUCUUUGCAGACGUCUUCUGCUGCCUGCCCCUGGCGCAUAUCAUCAGCAGCCGUGUCUUCGUGGUGCACGGGGGGCUCUUCAGCAAGGAUGGGGUCACUCUAGAGGACAUUCGGGGCAUCAAUAGGUUCCAAGAGCCGCCAGAUGAGGGGCUCAUGUGUGAGGUGCUGUGGAGCGACCCCUUCCCCGGCCAGGGACGCAUGCCCAGCAAGAGAGGCGUGGGAGUGGCGUUUGGCUCAGAUGUCACGAAGCGGUUUCUGCAGGACAACAAACUGGACCUGGUGGUGCGGUCGCACGAGGUGAAGGAGGAGGGGUAUGAGGAGGAGCACGAGGGGCAGCUGAUCACGGUGUUCUCAGCGCCCAACUACUGCGACCAGAUGGGCAACAAGGGCGCCUUCAUCCGCUUCCAGGCUCCCGACCUCAAGCCCAGCUUCACCACCUACACUGCUGUGCCCCACCCUAAUGUUCGACCCAUGGCGUAUGCAUCCAACUUCUCGUCGUUCUUCUAGUUUCGUUUGUUCACCCAAGCCAUUAUGCAAUUUGGUAAUCUGAGGCACACGAGUUUUCCAGUGGCAAUAACAAAAUUGUGGACCUGAUGUGCUGAGGUCUGCAUUUCAUUCUUUGCGAGGCGUCCACAUUGCAAGUGGUUGUCUACAAUCCCGUUUUGCCUCAAUUUUGUCCUUGCUUGAAGUUGGCUUAGAGGACUUGUGCCUGUUUGUAGUGUGCCUUUCACAUGUGACCUAGUUGCAUACAGAUCGUGUUCACAUCACAUUCAAGCGAACAGUCGUAUAGCGCAUUCGUUCGGCCUCUGGCGUCACUUUCACUCUUUCUCUGUAGGCCCACCACAACCACCUAGUAUUC